GUGCUAUAACUGUUGUAGGAGGCAUAGUGAAGCUAAAGAUUAUUUCACAGAUACUGCUUUAUUAAUAGCCCCCACCCCCCACAUAAAUGCACAUUUCUUCAUUCGCAGUUUGGAAAGGCAGCCAAAGAAUGAUAAAAAGCCUCCAACUUCCUCUUGUAGUAUUACUUCUGAACAAGAGUUAGGACAGAGAAAGCUGAGCUUGCUUGGUGGAAUAUAAGACCAGUUUUCUUGCACAAAAAUGGAGGCAGACUUGCUGGGGGAGAUAGUACUGCUUGCAGCAGUUACCUUUCUUAGUGCCUUACAGAAUGUAUUUUUUGCACACAAGGUGGAACUUGAAUCAAAGACUCAGAAUUCCAAAUGCUUUCAGAGGACAGGAUCCCCAGCUUUUGAAAAAGUAUAUUGUGCAAAUCAAAACUGUACUGAUGCAUACCCGACAUUUCUAGUUGGGCUUUGGGGUGCUGGACUUUUCUGCAGCCAAGCUCCUGCAGCAUUUGCUGGUUUGAUGUAUCUGCUGGUGAGACAGAAGUACUUUGUGGGUUACCUAGGUGAAAGCACACAAAGCACACCUGGAUACAUCUUUGGGAAACGUAUCAUUGCAUUUCUGUUCAUCAUGUAUGCUGCUGGUGUCAUCAACUAUUUUGCCAUAGUUCUUUUUGGUACUGAUUUUCUUGUUCAUAUUCAAACAGUGACCAAGGCUAGUUCUGCUCUUCUUUUGAUCCCAUAAUUCUUUUAAAAAAUCAUUAUUCUAUACAUCCACCCAGACUGCAAUAGCCAGAGAAUGCAGCCAACGACAAAAGUAAAUGAUUUCUGGAAAGAAUAUCUGAAGAUAAACCAAAAUCAGAAAUAAAAUGUUCACAGUUUUAACUUUUUUGUUCUAUAUGUAUGAUACUAUCAGGAAUAUUUCAGUGUCUUAACAUCAUAUGCAAGGAUUUUACAUAAACUAAGAAAGAAUCCAAUUUAAAUGUUAAAUGAUAAUGAUAUGUGCUUUGUAUAGCUGGUGUGCUUAUGCCAUGCCUUCCUUUGCUAGUGUUGUAAUUUAAAGCUUAAUGCUUUGUAAAAUAAUGGGUAAUUGGAACAUAUUUUGUUGAAAAAUACUUAUCAGUAGUUACAAAUAAACAUAAUUGCUCUAAACUAA
Protopterus annectens (West African lungfish) is the source of this 1135-nucleotide messenger RNA. It is a transcript of the gene ALOX5AP, whose product is annotated as arachidonate 5-lipoxygenase activating protein. The record is from RefSeq and is a predicted model, not a curated record. Gene Ontology annotation, biological process: leukotriene biosynthetic process. The coding region runs from base 239 to 724 and encodes 161 amino acids. Gene Ontology annotation, cellular component: endoplasmic reticulum; nuclear envelope; membrane. The transcript is spliced from 5 exons. NCBI's taxonomy places the organism in Eukaryota, Metazoa, Chordata, Ceratodontiformes, Protopteridae. Gene Ontology annotation, molecular function: enzyme activator activity; leukotriene-C4 synthase activity; glutathione peroxidase activity.